Molecule: messenger RNA, 953 nt
Organism: Drosophila hydei
Lineage: Eukaryota; Metazoa; Arthropoda; Insecta; Diptera; Drosophilidae
Exons: 1
Coding region: 225-938 (237 amino acids)
Source: RefSeq, a predicted model, not a curated record
UUCAAAUACAAUUAUAACAAUUAUAUGUUAAUUUAUAAACAUAAACACCUUGAUUUUGUAGAAACACUAUACUUUUCGCGAAGCUCGCACACUUUUCGCCACUAACUCUACACCGGCACUAUUUAGUGUUGAAAAGUGCCCAUCGAAUAACAGCUGUUCACUGAAAAAUGAGUUGGCAGCACGCAUUUUGUAAUUAUACACAAUAUUAAAAAAUAAAUAACAAAAUGCAAGAAUUUAGCGCAAAACGCGAUGCGCUUUUUGCCUGCCUCGAUGAUGCUAGCAAAGAGUUAAAGGGUACGGCUCUAGACCAGAGCAGAGCAAAGCCGUAUACAGUCUCCGCAUUGCAGAAGGUCACAAAUAGAAACCCGGUAAUGAAUUAUCGACAAGGUCGCAGCAUUGAAGCAGGCAGUGAAGUCGAGGAUGAGAAGCUGCGCCGUAUGCGAGGAAAAGAGAGCAUAUUCAAGAAACCAGAGCUGCCCAUUGGACGUUGCCUGAAGCCGCGCAAAACACCGGACUACCAAGUCAAUCCACACAAGUGGAAAAAGUAUUCUCUCUCCGAUGUGGACAUCUCCGAUCAGACCAACGCAGCGGCCGCUUUGUCCUUUCUAAGGCAGAUGGAUGCACAGCGAGAUGCAGACUCGGAUGACAAUGACGACAUAGAUGAAGCAGGAGUCAGAAAAGCGGCUAAAAUUGAGUUCAAAAAGACAAGCAAAUUGAAUCGCAAUCUCAAGCAGCUAAAGGAAAGUGAAGUGGAUGAUGUAGAGCUGGACAAACCACAACUGCGCGGCUCCAAGCUAGUGAUGCCCGAAUAUGUGAUUGGGCAGAAGUCCACGAAGAAGCUAAAGAAACAACAUAGCCCAAGUCAAGCCAAGCAACGGGCCGCUGGCAAGCUACAGUUAUCCCAUUUGGAAGAAAUGGAUGAAUAUGACGAUGCUUAGUACUCUUAAGAUAAA